Manihot esculenta (cassava) is the source of this 1794-nucleotide messenger RNA. Its product is annotated as growth-regulating factor 9. Gene Ontology annotation, cellular component: nucleus. The transcript is spliced from 4 exons. The record is from RefSeq and is a predicted model, not a curated record. Gene Ontology annotation, biological process: regulation of DNA-templated transcription; DNA-templated transcription; developmental process. Gene Ontology annotation, molecular function: ATP binding. The coding region runs from base 155 to 1612 and encodes 485 amino acids. Lineage: Eukaryota; Viridiplantae; Streptophyta; Magnoliopsida; Malpighiales; Euphorbiaceae.
CAGAAACCUGCCACUGCCACUGCCACCGCUUUCAUUACGCCUUGUUUAAGAAACAGGCGUUGGCUUCGGCUUUUGAUUUCCACUUUUUGGAAGAGAACAAAAUAACACAUUCGUCCCCUGUUCUUGUUCCUGAGUUCUUUGGUCUUCAAUCGACAUGGUCAUGGGGGCUAUACAUCCACAGAGCCCUGCCUCCAGAAGUGGGCCCUGUAAGGGUGAAGAUAAAGUACGGACGCUGGCGACGGAAGUAAAGAAGGGUGAUGAUGAUCAGGUAAAAGAAGAAGCAGCAUCACCAUCGAUGAAGUUGUGUAUUGGGAUUGGUGAUGAUGAUCGUGGCCCCUCGAUCAGACACGGGAAGGCUCUGCUAACAGAGGCACAGCUGGUAGAGCUUCAGCGACAAGUGAUUAUAUACAAGUACAUAGCCACAGGACUUCCUGUGCCUUCCACUCUUGUACUUCCCUUUUGGAAGAGUGUGGACUCGUCGUCCGGCUCCGUUAAUGGUGAAAUCCUCGGACCAUAUCCAAGCUUUGAGGGAUACAGUCCUCAGGAAUUUGAUUAUAGAAAUAUGAUGGACCCAGAACCAGGGAGGUGUAGAAGAACUGAUGGGAAGAAAUGGAGGUGUAAGAAAAAUGUGGUUUCUGGGCAUAAGUAUUGUGAGCAGCAUAUGCACAGAGGCCGUAAGCGUUCAAGAAAGCCUGUGGAAGCUUCUCAAAUGCACACUGCUAAUGCAACAUCACUGAAAAAUCCAAGCAAGACAUCACAGAAUCCAAGCACCAGUAAUUCCAUUUCAAUUGCUGCAACUCUCUCAAAUAACACUGGUAUAAGCCAUAAGAACUAUGGCACCGCCUGCAGUAGCGCUAAUGCCCAAAUCAUUGGUUGUACAACAGAAGCUGCUACUGUGGUUAGUGGCCAGAAAGCCAUUAGCACAAGCUGGAACCCCAGGGGCAUAUCUGGAUGUUUAAAUGCCAAUGCAAUUAUGAUCACCAGCAGUGUUCCCACGGACUCUACCAUCACCACAGCAACUACAGGAGGUAACAAGGGUGGAAGUAAGUACAAUCACGAGACAAACAGUUUUGCUGAUAGGAAUGUCAACUGUAGCGACAGUAUUGGUCUGAAGAAUCUGAUUUAUGAAGGCAACAGCAGCAGAAACUUCAAAAAUGCCAAAGGUGUCACAUCUCAAGGAUUGAACUUCUCACCAAAGAGUGUUCUUCAAGUUCAAGGUUGUGGCACCGCAUACUUGUACCGAAGCUAUGUAGAUGUUGAACCGGGGAGGUGCAGAAGAACAGAUGGUAAGAAGUGGCGAUGCCGCAGAGAUGUUGUUCCUGGUGAGAAGUAUUGCAAGAUUCACAUGCAUAGAGGUGCAAAGAAGCCUAUGGAAGCUUCCCAGUCACCUGCUCUACUCAAUGCCACUCCUGAGACCUCCACCACAACUGCUACCUUGCUCAAGAAGGCUGAUGGUAUAAACUUAAACACUACUCUCUCUAUCUCAUUAUCUGCAAAUCAUCAACUUGGGACUAAUGAUACUACUAGUGACACUACUAUCAGCAAUAACAGUGACACCAUCAUCAGCAACACCAUAAUCGCCCCCUGCGAAAAUGGAGACUCCUCUUCUUAGCUUACACCUUAUGUAUGAUGUUAGUAUGUGUUAAGUUGUGUUUCUAAUCUAAUAUGAAUACAUGUAACCCGUGACCAAUGAACCAUUUCUCUAUAUAGCUGGUGGAGAAUUUGACUUCUGUAACUAUGUAAGAGGCUGAAUGGUUAAUUAAAGUGUUUGCUGAAAUAGUUACUUUUUCUCCA